AUGUCUCUGGCAAUUCAGGAAUUUCUGUUGGGAUUGGGGAGGUCGACAGUAAAAUACUACUGGGAAGCAGCUUUCGGGCGUCUAGGGAACUUGGCCAGGAGAUACUCCCUUGCGGACAGCAACUCAUCAAGCGCAAACGCCGCCGCCAUGGCGGACCCCUCGUCGGAAUCGGCGCUGCUUACUCUCCCUCCCGAGAUCCGGGAGCAGAUAUACCAUGCCAUCCUCAAUCCGGAUGCCAACAGGCUCUUUGAGGAGGACGAAUAUACGGACUACGACUACCGCGAUGCCCUGGUCCUCUUCAAGCUGAACCAGCAGAUCUACUACGAGGCGCGCAAGGUGUUCCGCGACCUCAACGUCUUCGUGCGCAUCGAGACCCCGUUCCCCAACGCCCAGGAGUAUGUCGCCUUCGAGGGCCACGUGCCCAUCCUGAUGAAGGGCCAGCGCGCCGAGAGGUUCAAGGGCUGGAGCAUGAGCGCCGAGAUCGGCGCGCCGCAGACCCCCAUCGCCGAGGCGGAGCCGCAUCACAUCGUCAUACUGCUGGACGACCUGGAAAAGUUCACCAGGAUAUGGUUCUACUCGGACCUGUCGAACCCCGGACUGAACCGCUACCUGAGCCUCAAGAUACACCUGCGCGACCCGUACACGCCCGAGUGGGAGGACCAGCGCAUGCCAAAGUGGCUGCAGCGCCAGCUGAUCAUGCCGUUCGGCAUGGUCAAGAACCUGCGGCAGGUCACCAUCACGGGGAACCCGAAACCCCUGGCCUCCAUCGAGGCCGAGAUGCGCGCCGAGCAAGGGAAGCCCUACCCGACACCGGAAGAGUGCCUGGCCGAGACGACUCGGCUCAAGGACGAAGGAAACAAGGAGCUCAAACUGGGCAACUACCGAGCAGCGCUGGGCCUUUACACACAGGCCUGGGCGGCAAUGUUCAUCGUCCUCAAGGGCAGGCAGAGACACGUCCAUGGCGAGGCGUACUUUGCCGUCCAGCUCCGCGACGAGCCCUUCAAGGACAAGUCGGGCCAGCUGGAGCGCCUCGCGCUCCGGAUCCAGCUCGUGGCCAACACCUGCCUGGCUUAUCUGAAGCUGGAAGAGUACGACGAGGUCAUAUUCUGGGGCAUGCGAACCAUCCACAUGUUCCGACAGAUGUCGGGCGCAGACGAGCAAAAUGUGACGCCGGAGCGCGAGGCGCUACCUGCCAGUUUCCCGGCGAGAGCUCAUGUGGGCAGGAUAUAUUACAGGACCGGCAUGGCGUACAAGGCCUGCAAGGAUAGAGAGAUGGCGAAGGAGUUGCUGAAGGUUGCGCAGGCCUACAUGCCACAUGACCAGAUCAUACAGACGGAACUCGCAGCUUUUACAUUGCAGCUUGGAUGA
This is a messenger RNA of Truncatella angustata, 1368 nucleotides long. RefSeq lists its product as uncharacterized. Bases 1 to 1368 code for a protein of 455 amino acids. Gene Ontology annotation, molecular function: protein binding. The transcript has a single exon. The record is from RefSeq and is a predicted model, not a curated record. Lineage: Eukaryota; Fungi; Ascomycota; Sordariomycetes; Amphisphaeriales; Sporocadaceae.